AUGGUUCGCCACAAGAAGGAUCUCGCCGCCCGAGCCAGAAAAGGCGGCGGCUGUGGCCGUGGUGGUCACGGAGCCGGUGGCUCAAGGCAGCCUCCCCAUCAAGACGGUGGUGACGACCAAGACCAGCAACCAGCACGACCAGCCUUCAACGCGGCGUGUUGGGACCUGGGCCACUGCGACCCCAAGCGAUGCUCAGGAAAGAAACUCAUCAAGUCGGGAAUGAUGCGCCCUCUGCACAUGGGCCAAAGACACAACGGAGUCAUCAUCACCCCCAACGGCCGGCAGGUCGUAUCCCCCGCCGACGGAGAACUCAUGGAUCGCCACGGCGCCGCCGUUGUCGAGUGCUCUUGGGCCCGUACCCAAGAAGUCCGGUGGAGCAAGGUCGGCGGGAAAUGCGAAAGGUUGUUACCCUAUCUCGUCGCCGCGAAUACCGUCAACUACGGAAAGCCGUGGAGGCUGAAUUGCGCCGAAGCCCUCGCUGCCGCUUUUUACAUCUGCGGACAUGCCGACUGGGCAGAGCAGAUUCUGGCUCCCUUCUCGUACGGACAGUCUUUCCUGCGUAUCAAUGCGAGCAUACUCAAGCGGUACGCGGCGUGCCAAGACGCUGCCGAAGUAAAAAAGACAGAGGCAGAAUGGAUGCAGAGGUUAGAGCGGGAGUACGCAGAGAGCAGGGAACAAGGCCACGGCGACAUGUGGACCGCCGGUAAUACCAACCACAUGAGCAUGCCUCCCUCCGACGAAGACGACGACGACGACGACGACGACGAUGACGACGACGCCGAAGAGGGUUGUGGCGAUGCAGUAUCAGAUGGCGACGACAGCAUGGAUGGCAUAUACCUGGGCAAGAGGCCGUUUGAUCUCAAGGCCGGCGAGAUUCCCGCAAACUUGCAAGACGAGCCAGCCAAAAGAGACAAGGACCCCUUUGACAUUACAGACAGCAGCGACGAGGACGACGCUGCCAUGGAAGAGAUCCGGCGCAGGGUCCUUGCCUCUAAACCCUUUAGCAAUCCAAACCCCGGCUCGGAAGAGAGGAAGAAGCCCGCGUCGAUACCGCGACCUCUGCAACAGCAUCAAUAUCAAGUCGACCUCGAUAUGCAGCCCGACUCGGAUAACGAGAGAAGCGACGACAACCAAGAUGGGAGUGAUGCAGACGAGGAUGACGAUGAAUUUGAUGAUAUCAUCGAAGCCACGCCCGUCACUGACAAGAUUGGCUUAGCAAAGCUCGAAAAGGAGCGGAGACAGGCAACCACCACGACGAGGAGUUUCUCGUCGACUUCUGUGUCCGCACCGAGUAGAUGGUAA
Metarhizium album ARSEF 1941 is the source of this 1302-nucleotide messenger RNA. Its product is annotated as RLI and DUF367 domain protein. Bases 1 to 1302 code for a protein of 433 amino acids. The record is from RefSeq and is a predicted model, not a curated record. Gene Ontology annotation, biological process: maturation of SSU-rRNA. Gene Ontology annotation, molecular function: rRNA small subunit aminocarboxypropyltransferase activity. The transcript has a single exon. Lineage: Eukaryota; Fungi; Ascomycota; Sordariomycetes; Hypocreales; Clavicipitaceae.